GUGCAGUAGGUGGCACCUUAAAGCUCUCUGGAGGCGAGCAGGCGCCAUUGAAGCGAGAGCAGCCGCCGCUGCAGCAGCUGGCGCCGCGCAGAAGUGGGUGAUUGUGGAGAGCGAGAGCGCGAGGAGGAAGGCCGGGCUGCGCGGCUCAGGUGCCUCUUGGGUGUGCGCCGGGCUGACCAGCAACAUGCCGGAGCAGAGCAACGAUUACCGGGUGGCCGUGUUCGGGGCGGGAGGCGUCGGCAAGAGCUCGCUGGUCUUGCGAUUUGUGAAGGGCACGUUCCGGGAGAGCUACAUCCCCACGGUGGAGGACACCUACCGGCAGGUGAUCAGCUGCGACAAGAGCAUCUGCACGCUGCAGAUCACGGACACCACGGGCAGCCACCAGUUCCCGGCCAUGCAGCGGCUGUCCAUCUCCAAGGGCCACGCCUUCAUCCUUGUCUACUCCAUCACCAGCCGGCAGUCGCUGGAGGAGCUGGGGCCCAUCUACGAGCAGAUCUGCGAGAUCAAGGGGGACGUGGAGAGCAUCCCCAUCAUGCUGGUGGGCAACAAAUGCGACGAGAGCCCGAGCCGCGAGGUGGAGAGCGGCGAGGCCGAGGCGCUGGCCCGCAAGUGGAAGUGCGCCUUCAUGGAGACCUCGGCCAAGCUCAACCACAACGUGAAGGAGCUGUUCCAGGAGCUGCUCAACCUGGAGAAGCGCAGGACCGUGAGCCUCCAGAUCGACGGCAAGAAGAGCAAGCAGCAGAAGAGGAAGGAGAAGCUCAAGGGCAAAUGCGUGGUCAUGUGAGGCCCUCUGUGCGCGGGGCAGGGGCCCACCCUCGUCCCGCAUCCCGGUCCCCUUCCCCCGUGACACCCCGUCGUCAGGGCCCGCCCCCGCCCUGCCCCUGCCCCUUCCCCCGUGACACCCCGUCGUCAGGGCAGCAUGUACGAUGCCCACGUGUUCACUAGCGCAUUUUGACCGAGACGUGCCCCACUGUCCCCGAGAGGGCACUUCACGCCACCGCCCGUAAGCACCCCCUCUCCAGAAUCAGGGAUUCUGCCCAGUGGCUGAAAUGGGAACCCAUGCACCCUGCACCCCAGGGCACCUGGUGGGGGGCUGAGUGUCUCUGAAGGCGGGUCUGCCCAGGGUGGCGGUGCACUGGGCUCACGCCCGCGGGAGCGGUCUGAGUGCAGGACUAGGUGCCACCUGCAUGCAUGUGAGAGCUGACGCUCACCCGCCUCCGGAGCUGGGCACCCUUAGGGUUGGUGGGGGCGGGGGACGAGGACACCAGCCCCACAUUGUUCCAUUUCUGGAUCGGUAGCUGAAUUGAACAUAAAAUGACACCGCGUCCACCAGAGCACGCUCCCUGUCCAUCCCCAGCUGACUCGGAGCCCUGCGCUCUGAGGGGUGCACUCAGCUCACUGGGACCUGGUCAGCAGGUGUCCCUGUAAUAAUUCCCGCAGAGCGACAGAUGAGUUCCCGCGAGGGCCUCCUGCGUGCCCUUCAGCGUGUGAGUGAGGUGGGUGCCGUCCCCCAGAGCACCUCAGUAAUGCCACACUCGAGGGUUUUAGAAGUGUGGUUUCCUUCCCUUAACCCACGAGGGGUAGACUCCCUCAGAUUUUAAAUAAAUGCAACGAAAGUAGCUUUUCUUAGGCCAAUAUUUUCCCCUCCAAGAUGGUUUCCCUUCUCAGUGAGUGGAUCUGUGUCCAGCUGGGCGCCAGCCGACAAAGUGGUCCCGAGACAGAGCACACCCGCUCCUCAGAGUGACACGGGGAUCUAUCCAUGCCCUACCUUCGCACCGCAGCGAAAUACUUGGAAAUAGCAGCUGUUCGGUGACAGACGCAGACUUCGGGAAGAUGCAUUCGAGUCCCAGUAGGUUAUCUUGCACACUCUGUGACACGUCUUCCAAGAGCUGUUCAGUGUGGAGUUCGCUCUGGAAUCCGUUAUCUUCUCUUAAUGACCUUGUGCGCUUCCUCAGUCCUCCAAACCAAAAUCACGGCCUCUGCCAGUUUCUGCAUGCUGGCCUGGAGACUGGAUGGUGGCGGGAGGCAGGCGGGCGCUCUGUCCCGGGCAGGGCAGAGCCCCCUCCGCUUAACGGCUGUGCCACUGUCGAAUCUGUUUUGGCUUUGCUUCCAGAAAGCUCCGGCUGACAGAGCCCGUGAGUCCUCUUGUUUGUUUUAGUCGGCAUAGCUCACGCUGGCCCCGACUCCAGAACCGUCCUUCAAGCGUUGUCACCUGGCCGGGCUGGAGCUGGGGAGCCCCCAGCUGUUGGGCACAAGUUGUCCAGUUGGGGACAUCUGCAUGCACCCCGUUGGGUUUGCCUCUCUGUCCUGCACCUGCUGUGUCCCCACGGCCUCUCUGGGCAGGGUGCCCGCAGCAGCUCUGUGUGCUCAGCAUUGCCUCUGUUGGUCCCUUCCGGUCAAAGGUCCUUGUCUUCUUGCAUCCUCUGUGCCCUGUGAGGAACUCCCUUUGGGGUGCAUGCCGUGUGUGGAGGUGUCAGCCACCCCACCGUCUGCCCCCCUCUCGGCUUCCUAGAGCGACCCUGAGCAGGGAAGGUGUGGAAGGUCGGGGAGCCAGACCUGAGGCCCCCUCAGGCCCCAGUGGACAUGCCUUCCAGGAGCUUCAUGGUGACACUGAGUUGGCGAAUUUUCUGGAACAUUUAUUUUUCAACCUAUCCCUAUUUUUUUUCUAUAUUUAUUCUCAGAGAGAUGUUAUCAGUUUGUAACUUGGAGAUGGGGUAAGUGGGAAAAGAAACAGGACUUUGUGGCCAAAAUGGGGGGCUGGGGUGUGCCCCAGGCCACCAGGUCCCUAAGGCUGCCCGAUGACCAUCCUGUUCAAACCGAUACAGGUCAGAAUUCCCGUCCGCCCUCUCCCGUCACUGUCUGCCUUUAAAGUGUGUGAAACUUCAUCUGUGGGAGAAGCUUUUCGGGAUUGAAAACUGGAUUGCGUUCAGGAUGUAUUUUGUUCCUUCGUAUUUGGCCCGUGGGUUUAUGGGAAGGCUGUGGACGCCUCGGGCACGGGUCGCCGUUCUGAUGUCACAUUGUAUGGACCACACGGAGGCCUUGCGGGGUGUCUCAGAGCAGUCUUUGAGGAGAGCCCCCCGGUGUCUCAGGCUCGAGGGGUUGGUUCCACCGAAUCAGGUGUGUUUGGCACGUAUGUGGCCCCAUCCUGAGUGUGCGGUGCAGUUCCAGAGGCCCCGACCUACAGCUGCGCGUGGGCACAGAAGUUCCCGACCUAGCCACGGCACGUGACAGAACUCCAAAUAUUGCUUUGGCGCUGGCGUUCCGGGGAUCAGCAUGGGGGUUCCGUGAGCCCCCUUCUGUCCCUACCAGUACCUCCUCCAUCUGGUGAUAAGCCAUGGACGUGCCCUGGGCAUGCAUGCAAUACGGCGAGACCAACACAAGAGCAAUACCGAAUUGUUCAUUCAAUCCAAAAUUAUAUAUAUAUUUUAUAUAUAUAUAAUUUAUCUUCCUGCAUUUUUGAAGUAUAAAGUAGUACAUUGUACAUAUCUGUAAGCUAGCAUAUUUGUUUCACCAUGUCUAAUAUUUAAGAAACGCUCAUUCUUUGUAGAACAAACAACUAUUCAAUAUUUUAAGGACUGCUCUGUGAUACUUAAUUUCCUUUUCGAGAUCGGUAAUGUGUUGCUCCCGCAUCAGCUCUCUGGAAACAUCUGUAACUAACGGGACACGUGUAAGCCCUCAAACCCAUCGUGGAACUCCGUCCCCCACAGAGACAUCGAGCACAGAGUGUUUACAGAGCAUGACUGUGGGAUAUCAAUGUGUAUAUUUAUAUUCGAGGUGUAUUUAUUGUUAUAAUUCCAUUAUCUCUUCUAUUUUGUUUACUCUUCAGUUACAAAAAUCACACUCGCAUACCUGUUUCUAGUUGCCAGUGGUGUUCUGAAAAUAAACCAACUGAAAUAAAGCUUCAGUUCUGACCCCUUGGCUGGAA
Molecule: messenger RNA, 3925 nt
Organism: Suricata suricatta (meerkat)
Lineage: Eukaryota; Metazoa; Chordata; Mammalia; Carnivora; Herpestidae
Gene: DIRAS2
Product: DIRAS family GTPase 2
Exons: 2
Coding region: 185-784 (199 amino acids)
Biological process (GO): signal transduction
Cellular component (GO): plasma membrane
Molecular function (GO): GTP binding; GTPase activity; GDP binding
Source: RefSeq, a predicted model, not a curated record